Seriola dumerili (greater amberjack) is the source of this 678-nucleotide messenger RNA. RefSeq names its product lactose-binding lectin l-2-like. Gene Ontology annotation, molecular function: signaling receptor activity. The transcript has a single exon. The coding region runs from base 87 to 587 and encodes 166 amino acids. The record is from RefSeq and is a predicted model, not a curated record. Lineage: Eukaryota; Metazoa; Chordata; Actinopteri; Carangiformes; Carangidae.
GGGUAUCAAUCCCACCUAAGAGUGCAGAUCAUCUCCACCCACAACAUCAACCUCUCAUCCUGCUCCUGUGACAGAGAGACGCCAACAUGAUCUUGCUGCUCUUCCUGUUUGGUCUGACUCUGGGUGCUGAGUCUCCUUCAGAUAAACAUGAAGUGAAGCUACAGCGUGGAAACUGUCCCUUGUUCUGGUUCAGCUUCAACAGCCGCUGCUACAAGUACCUUUCCACUCAUAUGUCCUGGGCUGAUGCAGAGCUCCACUGUGUGUCAGAGGGAGCCAACCUGGUGUCUAUCCACAGUCUGGAAGAAGAGGAUUUUGUCAAAUCCCUGAUCAUGAACUUUGACCCUGCUCAGGGACCCACCUGGAUUGGACUCAGUGACACACAGAAGGAAGGAAGAUGGAUGUGGUCUGAUGGGUCUGCAGUCAACUUUGAAUUGUGGGGCGCAGGGCAGCCAGAUGAUUAUAGAGGAAUGGAAGACUGUGUACACGAUAGCUAUGGCAGUGAUCUGAAAUGGAAUGAUGACCCAUGUUCUAGCCCUACACCUUUUGUUUGUGCAUCACGCAUAGGCUGUCUCCAGCAACUGAGAUGAGUCAUGUCCAAUUCAACAUGUUGACUUUGCACCUGUUUUCCUGUUGAAAUGCAAUGGACCAACAAAAUAAAUGUGCAAAUGUUCAAGUUUA